Sesamum indicum (sesame) is the source of this 2459-nucleotide messenger RNA. Its product is annotated as glucomannan 4-beta-mannosyltransferase 2. Gene Ontology annotation, molecular function: mannan synthase activity. Gene Ontology annotation, cellular component: Golgi apparatus. NCBI's taxonomy places the organism in Eukaryota, Viridiplantae, Streptophyta, Magnoliopsida, Lamiales, Pedaliaceae. The record is from RefSeq and is a predicted model, not a curated record.
AUCUCUCCCUCACUCACUCCUCAGUUCCCUCCCCAUAACUCUCUCUCUCUCUCUUGCCCACAAUGCCGCAAUACUCCUCUGCUUAUCUUCAACUCUGAUGCAGUAGCAAGAAAGCUAGAAGUAUUGUUCUUGGCUGAAACCGUAAGCAGAGAGAGCAGAGAGUGGAGUGCAGAAACAGGGAUCUUUAGCCUAAACCCUGCACAAUUUCAAGCGCGCAUUCCUCUCUGAGGAGGGCAGAAAGGGAGACGGAGAAGCAGCAGAUCUGUUGAGCAGAACGAAAUGGCGGAAGUUUCAGGGAAGAGUUUCUUGCCGGAGUCGCUGCCGGGGUACACGGCGGACAUCGCGGGGCAGCUUGGUCUUCUGUGGGAGCUGAUCAGAGUGCCGCUGAUUGCGCCGCUGCUGAGGGUGUGCGUGUACAUUUGUCUGGCGAUGUCGAUAAUGGUGUUCAUGGAGCGGCUGUACAUGGGAGUUGUGAUUGUUCUGGUGAAGCUGUUCUGGAAGAAGCCGGAGAAGAGGUACAAAUGGGAGCCCAUGAAGGACGACUUGGAGAUGGGGAGCGCCGCGUUUCCGAUGGUCCUUGUUCAGAUCCCCAUGUUCAAUGAGAAAGAGGUUUACAAGAUCUCCAUUGGUGCAGCGUGUAAUCUGUCAUGGCCUGCUGAUAGGCUUGUGAUUCAAGUACUGGAUGAUUCCACUGACCUCGUCAUUAAGGACAUGGUCGAGAAGGAGUGCAUAAGGUGGGCAAGCAAAGGCAUUAACAUUAGAUACCAAAUCAGAGAGACAAGAGGCGGAUACAAAGCCGGAGCGCUUAAAGAAGGCUUGAAACACGAUUACGUUAAAGAGUGCGAAUAUGUUGUCAUAUUCGAUGCGGAUUUUCGACCCGAACCCGAUUUCCUCCGACGGGCUGUCCCGUUUCUCAUUCACAACCGGGAUAUUGCUCUCGUUCAAGCUCGUUGGAGGUUUGUGAAUGCAGAUGAGUGCUUGCUGACAAGAAUGCAGGAAAUGUCAUUAGACUAUCAUUUUACAGUUGAGCAAGAAGUGGGAUCAGCCACUCAUGCCUUCUUUGGCUUCAACGGAACUGGCGGGAUAUGGAGAAUUGCUGCAAUAAACGAGGCUGGAGGGUGGAAAGACAGAACUACAGUUGAAGACAUGGAUCUUGCUGUUCGUGCCGGUCUAAAGGGCUGGAAAUUUGUCUACCUAGGAGACCUCCAGGUGAAAAGUGAACUACCUAGUACUUUCAAAGCCUUCCGGUUCCAGCAGCACAGGUGGUCUUGCGGUCCGGCCAAUCUGUUCAGGAAGAUGGUGAUGGAUAUUGCGACGAACAAGAAAGUUUCACUCUACAAGAAGUUUUAUGUGAUCUACAGCUUCUUCUUUGUCCGGAAGCUCAUAGCCCACAUGUUCACUUUCUUCUUCUACUGCGUGGUGCUUCCGUUGUCGAUUCUUGUCCCAGAAGUAGAUGUCCCGAAAUGGGGAGCUAUUUACAUUCCUUGCAUUAUAACCACACUCAACUCAGUCGGGACUCCUAGAUCCUUCCAUCUGCUGUUUUAUUGGGUACUUUUCGAGAAUGUCAUGUCGUUCCACCGGACCAAGGCCACGUUCAUUGGUCUGCUGGAGGCCAAGAGAGUUAACGAGUGGGUUGUCACUGAAAAGCUUGGAGAUACCCUCAAGAACAAGUCCCAUAGUAAAUCUGCUGCACCGAGGAGAUCCCUGUCCAAGUUUCUUGGAGACAGAAUACAACUACAAGAGCUGGGAUUCGCUUUAUUCCUCUUCAUCUGCGGAUGCUACGACUUCCUCUACGGAAAGAACAACUACUUCAUAUACCUAUUUCUUCAAGUCAUCACAUUCACAAUCGCGGGAUUUGGCUACAUUGGCACGAUAGUCCCGAGCUCUUAACAGAAGCAGCAACGUGACUCAUCAUCCAUCUACAUUUAUAUAUAUAUAUGCAUUGGCAGAGACCAUUCCACAAGCUUUCCUCAUUUGUAGUAUACACAAAAUUAGUAUGUACACAAGAUUGUCUGUUUGGUUGAUCCCACUUCAGUAUCUCUUACAAGAAAAGGAAACACAAAAAAAGAUUCAUGUGGUAGAACAGAAAUCCUAAAGUCUUCAAUUUGUCUGAAAAUCCCCUGCUGUCUGCCAGCAGAAAGUGCAUGCUGCGAAGAUCAGCAUGUUAUACAGUCAAGAACAAAGGUUGAAGAAGCUGAAACAUCAUCAAAAUUUAGAGAUGUAAUUUUUUUUUUCUUUUCUAAAUUAUAUAUAGUGGGUUUUUCUAGUUGUGUGACAUUAUUGUAUUUUAUUUUUUUAAGGUUGUUUUUCUUUUUUUAAAUUUUGUUAAGAUUGAGGAGGAAAUAAAGUGAUGGCCACACAGAACAGCUUGUACUUUGUCUUUUAUUUGUGCAAGUUUUCAACUUUGGAGUCUCAUCUUCCUUUGAUCAUAAGUUGUAAGGGAGAUUGAUUUAUCCAAA